Molecule: messenger RNA, 693 nt
Organism: Lithohypha guttulata
Lineage: Eukaryota; Fungi; Ascomycota; Eurotiomycetes; Chaetothyriales; Trichomeriaceae
Exons: 1
Coding region: 1-693 (230 amino acids)
Molecular function (GO): zinc ion binding
Source: RefSeq, a predicted model, not a curated record
AUGCCUACUACUUCAAGAGAGUUCAUAACUGCUGUCUUGACAGAACUCAACCGUGUCAACGUUGCUGAUCAGCCCGCUCUACAAUAUCCGUCUUCUACCACCCGUUCGUCCAGACUGGCUCAGCUGAAGGGAAAAGACGCCGAACAAGCCAGGUCUACCUUCUUAACCCUGCAUUUCUUGUUUCCACAUGAGCUACUACCAGCUCUGGAUCUGCUCGACCGCAAACUCGUUAAGAGGUUUCGAUGUUCACGACCCAGUUCUGAAAGUCCACCUACUGAGGUCUUUUAUAUCCAGUCAGCGUCUGCCGUCACCACGUCCAAUAACCGAAGAUCUGCAAACUCCAGGUUUAGAAAUGCUUGGAGGGCGACCAAGAUCCAUUACGAGGUCAGGCUGGACUCUUGGAACUGCAGUUGUGCUGCGUUCGCACAGGCUGAAUUAAAGAUGCUGUUAGCACGAGCCAAGAUGAGUGGCGAACAGAUGAAAGCUGCGAAGUCGGCACAACGAUCGUUCUCCAGCCAGAUGCUGUUUGGAGGCACUACAACAAGACAUGAUGCAGUAGUGCCGACAUGUAAACAUAUCCUGGCCGCCAUAAUCGGUACUGCAGCACCAAAGCUGUUCGGUGAUGGUAUAGACUCUAAGGAUGUGUCGAAGGAAGAAUUGGCUGCGUGGGCUGCCGGCUGGGGAGAGGCGUGA